This is a messenger RNA of Sycon ciliatum, 3445 nucleotides long. RefSeq names its product SID1 transmembrane family member 2-like. The coding region runs from base 116 to 3064 and encodes 982 amino acids. The record is from RefSeq and is a predicted model, not a curated record. The transcript has a single exon. Gene Ontology annotation, cellular component: lysosome; plasma membrane. NCBI's taxonomy places the organism in Eukaryota, Metazoa, Porifera, Calcarea, Leucosolenida, Sycettidae. Gene Ontology annotation, biological process: RNA transport. Gene Ontology annotation, molecular function: RNA transmembrane transporter activity; double-stranded RNA binding.
GGGCGAGCCACAAUGCUAGGUUUUCUAGGUAAACAGUCAGUCUCGGCCUGGGAUUCUAGAAGUAUUGCUCGAGUUUGGCUGUUCGGCUGAGGUGACAGCUGAAGAGCACAACAGGAUGAUGGGCCGUAAUGGAGCUGUAUCCGGAGUUUUGCUGGCGCUCCUGAUGUGUGUGGUUGGCGUGUGUCGUGCCGCGAUGAUCAAUGCCGAUGUGGAAACACAAUACCAGGAUACGGUGUCACCGGGCAGCACUCGCGUCUACUUCUUUCGCUGGAACCAGCACAGCGCGGCGGCCGGCCGGGCCGUCGACAGCUUGCUGCCACUGCGAGUGUCGGUGAGCAGCGCGAACGCGUCCGACAAUAGGCUACUGACGGUGCUGGUCCGCGGCAAUCACGGCGCCCUCUCCUGGGUGCUGCCGAUGGCCGCCGAGGGCAGCAGCGGAACGUAUCAGAACAGCACACGGACGAUCUGCCCCGGCGUGCUGGGCAACUCGCCGAACGGCAAUCAGACCCUGCUAGUGGACAUCUCAACGCCAGCCAAUGCCACCCUGGACUACACACUCAGGGUGGAGGCAGUGCACGAUUUCACACUGAGAGCAAACGAGAGGCAGAGCGUGUUCCUGAGUCCCGAGGUGCCGGUGUAUUACGAGUACAAGUUCGCGCCCGAUGACGAGAUUGUAAGCGUUCGGGUGGACGCCGACGAGGACCAGUGCGCCAUCGUGUCCGUCAAGGAGGCCCGCUGUCCCGUGUUCGAUCUGCCCCACGACGUCCGCUCCUCGGGCUUAUACCAGACGUUUGCCAUGUCGUCGGCCCUGCCCAUCCAGCGCCGCAACAUCCGGGGCAGCUCUUUCUACGUGGUGAUUGUGAGCUUGUCGGGCAGUGAGGCGUGCCAGGCCUCCUUCCAUCACCAGUUUCUGGAGGGCAGCGGCGGUGGAAUAGGCGCGAGCCUGCGUCAGGCGAGGCGCUACACGCGCGCGGCGUACGUGAGCGUGGUGCGAACGCCGCGUCAGCAGUUCGCCGUGCCGGUGUUCGCCCUGGUGGGCUUCUUUCUGGCGUUCUACGUCGCGUCGUUCCUGGUCCUGGUGCUGCGGUUCACGUGCCGCACAGACCGCACGCUCACACUCGCCGAGUUUGUCCUCGGCUCGCCGCCGUCCGCCGACACCAAGUCCGUGGAGGCGCGGCGCCAGACGCUUAUCGUCGAGGAGCACCCGUGUAUCACGAAGCGUCGACUGGCCCUCGGCGCCCAUCAGUCCAGCUCGACGUCAGUGUGUAUCGAGCUCGGCUCUCCCACAACACCGUCGCCGUCGCCAAAGAUCCCCUUGCCGUCCCCUAGCCACCUGGCGAGACGCAGGGAGAAGUCGAAACUGGCGGCCAUGAAUUCGGGCAGCCCUCUGGUGGUCGAUGCUUCUGCAAACAACGGGCAAUUGAGCGCACAAGCGCUUGAUGCUCCCGACGACGCAAGCAGUGGUAACGACGGUCAAAGCACUCGGUCUAGUGGCAGCGACGUGCUCAACCAGCACCAGCUGUCAGCCGGCGGCAGGGAGCGCAAGGUCCCUCUGCAACACACGUCGUUCCAGACGUUGGACGACGUCAGCGACACGGAAUCGCGUUUUUUCCCCGCCAGCAGUAGCGUCACGGGCUCUGAUCGGCUACGUGCCGUCUCCUGCUCCACCAACGCCAGUGCGGACAGUAUUGACUCCGCGGGGCUCGGCAGCAGCAGGCUCGAAAAGCAGUCUGGCUCACUCGGGAACAGCGGCAGAGACGCCCCCGCUCCCCCCGCGCUCACACUCUCCGUGGCGCCGACCAAGCGCAAGCCGCAGUCCGAGGCACUGGUGCUGGACACCCUGAGCAUGUCCAGCGUGUCUCGACUGGGCACUUUGUCCAGCGUGGCGGCGCUGAAUCAGGCGCCUCCGGAGGUGCUGGCCCGCCGCCUCCGCUCCUACCCGCUGCUGGUGGUGAUCGUGGGCGUCUUCUACGGCAUCCCGGCCUUGCAGCUAAUGCUCAACUAUCAGCUGGCCGUCGAUCUCACCGGCAAUCAGGACAUCUGCUACUUUAACUUCCGGUGCGUGCGCCGCCUGGGCUCGUUCAGCGCGUUCAAUCACGUGAUCAGUAACCUUGGUUACGUGCUGCUGGGCGUGCUGUUCAUGCUGCUGACGGCGCGUCGCCACCGCCUGUACUCGCACCGCACCGCGCAGGACGCUCGCACGACGACGGCGCGCGGCCUGCCGCAGCACUUUGGCCUGUUCUACGCGCUCGGGCUGGCGCUGUGCGUGGAGGGCGUGAUGAGCGCCUGCUACCACGUCUGCCCGACGCCGCUCAACAUCCAGUUCGACACCACGUUCAUGUACAUCAUCAUCUGCCUGGCCAACAUGCACAUGUACCAGAGCCGGCACCCGGACAUCAUCAUCUCGGCGCCGCGGCCCCUGGCGUUCACCGCCGUGGUCAUCACCAUCGUGGCGCUCGGCGUCCUGUACAACACGCCGGCGUUCUGGGCGUGCGUGUUCGUGCUGCACAUGACCGCCACGGCCGUCGUCGUCGCGCACUUCUACUUCAACUCGCUGGCGCGCAUGCAGGAGGCCGUGCGCACCAUGCUGAGCACGCGGCGCGUGCGGCCCAUGCGCCAGCCCUACCGCUGCCUCCUGCUGACGAUUGCGGCCGUCAUGAACCUGGCAAUCGCCGUGUACGGCGUAGUCUCGCAGCCCACUGGCUUCUCCAACUACAUGCUGUCGAUCAUGAUUGCGAAUCUCGUUCUCUACACAGGCUACUACUGCACGCUGAAGCUGCUACACCUGGAGCCGUUCCGGCAGAUCACGCUGCUCUACUUCUUCCUGUGCAUUCUGGCCGCCCUGCCCGCCACCUACUACUACUUGAAGAGCCCCGCCGACUGGAGCAAGAGUCCCGCGUACUCGCGAUCGCUGAACAGCCAUUGUACGUUCCUGGACUUCUUCGACAGCCACGACCUCUGGCACAUUUGCUCAGCUCUGUUUGUGUUCUUCACCUAUCUGGCGCUACUGACCAUUGAUGACCCGUUGGCAAACGUUGCCAGAAUAGAAAUUCCCUCCUGGUAGGGAAAUCCCCUCCCGGUUGGGAAAUUCCCUCCCGGUAGGUCAAUCAUGGUUGUAUUGCUGGUGUGUGGGUUUGCCCCCACAAGAAUAGAGUUUUCUUUGACCUUGAAGCUAUUUAUCUCUAUCUCCGUCUAUGUGUCUCUCUCACAAUUUUUAAAAGUAUGUCACAUCGUGUGUGUAAUAAUAUGUGUGUGUGCGUGAGUGUGUGUGUGUGUGUGUGUGCGUGAGUGUGUGUGUGUGUGCGUGAGUGUGUGUGUGUGUGUGUAUGUGUGUGUGUGUGUGUGUGUGUGUGUGUGUGUGUGUGUGUGUGUGUGUGUGUGUGUGUGUGUGUGUGUGUGUGUGUGUGUGUGUGCGUGAGUGUGUGUGUGGAUGUGUGUGUGUGUG